Messenger RNA from Gongylonema pulchrum, 345 nucleotides. NCBI's taxonomy places the organism in Eukaryota, Metazoa, Nematoda, Chromadorea, Rhabditida, Gongylonematidae. The record is from the annotation of a GenBank genome assembly.
UUGGUGGUUAGCUGUGUUGUUGGCCGUGAUUACAUUGCUUUCAUUCGUUUCACUGAUUGGAAGUGCAAUGAUUUAUCGUGUUACGAAUCGGCCACUUCGCUGUAUAUCGUGGAAGACAAUCAGAACGGCGAUGAUUACAGCCAGGAGAAACGCUGGCCAAGCCUGUGUGGUGUUGCACUGUAUAAAGGCGCUGUUGUUUCGAUCGACGAGAUCACGUAUCCACGAAAAACGAAAGAAUUGACUCGAACUGCUAAGCUGGAAAUGAGGAUUAUGCGUCAGUUGCAUCAUGAUAAUGUAAAUUCAUUCAUGGGUGAGUUAAAUUCGGAAAAUUCAGCUUUUUCGUGA